AUGUCAACAACUACAUUAAGUAAUGUCGCUCUGUCAUUUCAAUCUGGUGCUUUUGUUCGACCAUAUUUUGAGCGCGUUUUUUUCGAGAUCCAGAUUGAAAAUGAAAUUGAUAAACAAUGGAAAAUACCCUUUGCAGCUAUAAACAAUGUAAGUUACAAUCAAGACGAAGAUGAAGUACUCUUCAGCAUGGGUAGUAUGUUUCGAAUCGUCGAUGUCGAUACAUGGAUCGAUGAUCUUUGGCUCGUCCAACUGACAUUACUUGAACAUAGCUGCAUUGAUGAAUCUCUUAGAGAAUUUUUUUUUAAGGAAAAAUAUUGGUGA
This is a messenger RNA of Rotaria sp. Silwood2, 321 nucleotides long. The record is from the annotation of a GenBank genome assembly. Lineage: Eukaryota; Metazoa; Rotifera; Eurotatoria; Philodinida; Philodinidae.